AUGCAUACCAUAACAGAAGCACCGACAGCUCUUUACGUCAUAACACCAUCUCUAGUUUUUUUCCGAAUUUGUUUUGUUGCAGUGCGACGUUUUGUUCCUAUUCCGAAAUCACUGCUGCAAAGCUCAAGUCGAAAGCAAUGGAUGUACCAUAACACUCUGGUAUCUCUAGUUCACUCGGGUCUCUCAUCAUGUCUAGUACUGUACUGGUAAGUUGCAUGUAUGACUUGUAUUUGUAUUUAAAAUAGUGCUGUCGUUAGGCAGAUGUUAACUGAAACAAAACAUCGCACACUAUUUAUUCACUAUUGAUGAAUGAAAACCACUGUUUUAUUGACAGCCUGCGUAACCUGGGGGUACUUUAGGAAUUUCUGGGUGGGGACGUGCCGGAACCCUUAACCUAUACCAGAGCUAGUUCAGCUAUUCAGCUAAAUUGUGCUACCCUAUACUAGAGUAAACUCUCCAAAUCCCCCCUAUCCUAGAGUAGCUGUUUCCCUAGUCUAGAUAAAAUCUUCAACCAACGGAUCAGUUUCCUGAAAAAUGAUACCCUAUUCUAGACCCAAACUCUCUGAUUUAUAUACCCUAUCCCAGAGUAAACUGCUUGAAAACCAUACCCUUCACAGCGGCACAUACCCAUAUAGCCCAUAUAUGGCAGUACCCCCCCCCCCGGGCCUGCGUAGCUGGCGGAAUUAGCGGGUGAGUGCAAUUAUUGUUUUGCGAGUGCUGUAUUGUUUUGACGGCGGCGCCACGAGAAGAUUGGGUAUUUCGAGGCUUCGCCCCUCAUGAAAAUCCCACGCCGCUUCGCCACCAAGAAAACAUAUCCCAUCCUGCCAGUCCGCCAGCUGCACAGGCUACGUACAUUAGGGAGCUUUAGCAUCGACGACGGCGACGGUCUAGCCUCGACCAAAGGCCUGUUCACAGACUACUUGAAAAGGCAUUCGCGUUUUUUCAAACGUUGUCGCGUUUAUUCCAAUCCGCUGAAAAUUUGAUUGUAGGCGAAUUUCCCUAGAGUUGAUUUCUUGGGGACCGCACUCAAGUUUAGAAAGAGAAAGAAAAAUUCGUCGUCGCUUAUUUACGUAUUUAUUACAGAUUCACUCCACUACAUUACAAGCAAAUAAUGAAAUGAAAUAAGCUAACACUACUAUAAAAAAAAAAAAAAAAAAAAAAAAAAAAGAAAGGUGUGGAGAAGGAGACAACCAAAAGCGCCAAUGCGCCAUACUACGUCCUCCAUAUAGCCUGAAAUCACGCAUUUUCACGUCGUAGUCGUGCAGUGACGGCAAAGAAAAGUCCAAAAAAGCGUGAUGCCUUAAAUUUUGGACUGAGAAAAGCUGAACUGGACUCUACGUUACGCGUGCAGCACCGAGCCACUCUCGCAUUAACGUUUCGUUUGCUUGGCUACCCGUACCAGGGAUCAGUGGAGAGAAGGCCGGCAACGAAGGAGAUUAUGAGAACCUAUCCUUCAGUCUUCUCUUUGAUUUCUGUCUUAAUGUAAUCCUAACAAUUCUUAUUUUGUAACCACGUGACAAGGAGUCGGCCAUGUUGGUUAAAAAAUACACCAGUGACCAGUUAAAUUUAUUAGUUAUAUAAACACCAAUGAAAUACCAGAUGAGCUUUCGCGCAAAAGCAUGAUUUUUUUACAUGUGAAAAUUACAUUUUAUCUUCACACUUGAAAUAUCACCGUUGCUAUGGCUACAUAAUAAAUCGCGCCUUUCUCAGCAACAAAACUAUUAAAGUGAAAUGGUGUGGUAUUUCAUUGGUGUUUAUAUAAUAAACAGAACAUUACAUGGCUGCUUGGAGAUACGAAAUUUCUCUUCUCGUGUUGAAAAAAUAAAACGAUAGAAAAAUAUUUCAACACUCGCAGAGAAAUUUCGUAUCUCCGCGCGGCCAUGUACUUUCCUCUAUAUAACAAAAAGUAACGUGAUUUUUCUGUGUUUGUUCUGAUCCCCAACUGCAGUUUUUACGAUGACCCAGCAAUGGUGUAUGAUAUGAUUCACAGGUGGAGCAUGCUCUCAUUUUACGUGGUUUGUUUCUCGGCAGGUAAAUAAACUGUUUAAUUUUGUGGAUGGGGCGUUUAUAAAAUUUUUGUUUUGCAGUAACUCCUUUCCAAUCUGUACUAUAACACAACUCUGCUGGGAAUAGAAAUUACAUUUUGCAUUUUUAACGGGUGUAUUUGAGCACAAAUGCAAUGGAAAAUACAGGUAAAAUAACAUCCAAAUUUAUGUAAUUGAUUGAUAUGAUUCACUGAAGGCGGUUUUAUCCUCUUCAGUCCGUUCCCUGCUAGCAGAGGCCCCCUUUUGAUCGACUUCUAGGUCGGCUGAAAUUAAGCAAAAGGUGUUGCCCUGGAUCCCACAGCCUUUUCAUGUGCUGUGUCUAGUGACACUCACUUUUCGCAGACCGUGAAAACCCAGAGGUUUGUCAAUUCUCAUUAAGGGACAGUGAUUUUGCCGCGUUUGUUGUUGUUGUCUGUUUGUUUGUUUGAUUUGUUGUUGUUAUUUUUUUUUUGUGGUAGCCUUAGCCUGCGUUACAGGCGCCGGUUAACUUUUUUUAACCUCUCCUUUUCUCCCCUCGCGCGUCCUCGAGAUUUCUUCCUUCGUCUUAAAAAAAACCGGCGCCUGCUAAUCAGGCUAUGGUAGCCUUUGUAUAGCUGCCCUUGGCUUGUCACCAACGAUCAUCUAUUCAGUCUAUUUACCUUGGGUAACAGAGUUUUUUUGGCGACUUCGCUGCUUGUGGCGCGCUUCAGCCAACCCUGUACUCGGUGGCGAGCAGCCCUAAAACUGCUGGAAGAGAUGCCAAGAGAAACAACUUUCAAAUGAAACCUUGGGACAGAAUAUACAGAUGGAUUCAUUGCGACUUGUUUUUGUUUCACAGGCUAUUUUAUCCACGAUUUUUUUGACGUGCUUUUGCAUGACUUACGUAACUCUCCUGGUCUCCUAUUCCAUCAUGUACUGGUAAGGUAAGCUACGGUAAACUGAUGGACAACAAAAACUCUGCAGCUUCUUUUGUAACAUUGCUCCAAAAUAGUUGAAUGGCAAUGUUGAGCGUUUUACCACCCACGAAUCAAACCCGUCUUGCAACAAAUCACGUUGUUGCAAUUUGCGUAAAUACUAACUUUUAAUUGGUUAAAAUUACGCGGGAGUCACGCCAUACACGAGAGUUAUAUACGUUCUUGUUGCAAAACAAGUUUGCCUUGCGCCGGUGAAAAUGACGAGCCACAUGUACAUAUGUUGUUGCAAAAAGUAGAACUCCCAAGAAGGGGGGUACUGCCAUAUAUGGGCUACAUAGGUAUGUGCCGCUGUGAAGGGUAUGGUUUUCAAGCAGUUUACUCUGGGAUAGGGUAUAUAAAUCAGAGCGUUUGAGUCUAGAAUAGGGUAUCAUUUUUCAGGAAACUGAUCAGUUGGUUGAGGAUCUUAUCUAGACCAGGGAUUGUGGUAGAAGGUUUUCAGUUUUGGCUAGACUACUGUUCUACUGACCUCAGUAGUGUCUGGAAAACAGCUACUCUAGGAUAGGGGGGAUUUGGGGAGUUUACUCUAGUAUAGGGUAGCAAAAUUCAGCUGAACUAGCUCUGGUAUAGGUUAAGGUCUCCAGGAUAUCAGCGGCACAUCCCCACCAAGAAAUUCCUAAAGUUCCCCCCGGGGUAGAACUACUGUCCGCAACCUGAUUUGUAGCUGAGACAGGAUUGAACGUGGCUGGUAAAACGCGCCCCGUAACAUCGCGUUUCAACUCGUUUUGCUGCAGUGUUGCAAAACAAGUUGCACGGGUUUUUUUGCCCGUUUUGCCGUACCUCUAGUCUAGCCUGCGAGCAAGCUCUCCUAUAUGAGCGAGCGAAGCGAGCCGCGCGAGAAGGCGCGAGCAAGCCUCUCGCGCGUCUACUUUUAACGAUAUCCCCAAAUGGAGAGCUUUCUGGCAGGCUACUUUAGUCUGAUGUGUGCUACUGUUCUUUAUUUUGCGCCACUCGCUGAACGGUUGGGAAGAAAACUCGAUGGAACUGACAAGAGCAAAGGGCCUGCGGGGAUCCCCUCCUUCCUUUCAUUGAUUCCGACCUUUUCGUUGCGCCAGAACAAGCCGAAGGAAAUAAAAACUUUUGUUUGUGCGUUCGUUCUUGUAUCAGCUUUAGUUCAUGGGCAUAAUGGCCUCAUGAUCAACUUAAAGGAUCAUACAGCCAUUGUAUCUUGGUUUAUGCCUACGAUCCCACAACCAACUAAAGAUGCUACUGUAGGAUUAAUACUCGGAGCAACAGUAUUUCAGCGGACGGAUUGUCGAAAAGCAUUCUUUUCCCUUACCUCCCACACCUCGAGUGGGGCGAAUUAAUGGUAAGAUUUCCUCCACCAAAAUGAAACCUUUGAAAGUUCCUGUGUAUUUGUUUUAGGGAAGGAGGAUUGUCCCAUUCUCGAAGAAAAACCGGUAGCAUGCUCAAACAUUUUUAGUUGAAUGGUUGCUUCCGACACAUAGCUUUAAACUGAAACAGAAGAGUAAAGUCUUCUUUUUAAUAGGGAUACCUGCAAUAAAAAUUCAGACUGAUAGUUAAAAAUUCAUUUCGCAUAGUUGACAAAUUCUUUUUUUGACCGCGUUCAAGAAGAGAGGAUAGUCGUUUUGCCUUUCACUUGGUGCACCUACCUUAGUAGGUACACAAGCUUAGUUACUCAAGGUAAGCCAGGUUCAUCAUUCACUGACGUUAGUUUACGCUUUAUGACAAUCUACAAAUACCUUGUAUCGAGUAGCUACUCAGUUAUAAUAAUUGUAACUUCACUACGACAGUGUACUGUGACAUGUUAGCCUGGGUCCAGGCUCGGCUGCAGUGGGGAGAAGAGCUGAGCGAUUUUCCCAUCCCCAGUCCCUCGCUUGCCGAUUUUUCUGCCCUCAUUGCCAACCAUGGUCCCAUGCUAGUGGUAUGUCUUUCCUAAUAGUAAACUGUAUUUGUUAUGUUCUCAUAUAGAGCUGCAUGGCGUGUACUUUCACGACGUUCUCGCAACUGUAUCUCGCCUUUCCAACCGGCUGUCUCUUACUGGAAGUAAACAGUAUUCCACUUCACCUCAGAAGGAUCAUGCGAUAUCACCAAAUAGACCGAUCAAGUCUUCUGUACCGCUUCAAUCUGGCAAUUCUACUCAUCACUUUCGUUAUUUUUCGGUUUAUUCCUGUCUCCUUUAUGGAAAUAUAUGUCAUAUUACAUGGUCAGGAUCAAUAUUUACCAUGUUACUUGUUCGGAGUGUUUGGGCUGGGUGGGAUGGUAGUGGUCAAUGUGGUACUGUUUCUCUCCUUGUUUAAUGCAGAAUUUGGCCGAGAUAAAAACCCUAAGCUUGAAAAUACAUAG
Porites lobata is the source of this 5302-nucleotide messenger RNA. The record is from the annotation of a GenBank genome assembly. Lineage: Eukaryota; Metazoa; Cnidaria; Anthozoa; Scleractinia; Poritidae.